Molecule: messenger RNA, 883 nt
Organism: Macadamia integrifolia
Lineage: Eukaryota; Viridiplantae; Streptophyta; Magnoliopsida; Proteales; Proteaceae
Product: protein P21-like
Exons: 1
Coding region: 118-789 (223 amino acids)
Biological process (GO): defense response
Cellular component (GO): extracellular region
Source: RefSeq, a predicted model, not a curated record
CCCCGAGCUUAGGCAAAAUGCCACAACUGCAAACAAAAAGAUAAGUCAUUGAGGCUUUGAGGUCGAGGAAGGAAGAACAGUUUCUUCUUUCUCUCUCUUUCUGUCAUAGUUACUAAAAUGGCCCUUUCGAGAAACCUUUACAUCUCCAUUAUUCUCUCUGCAAUCCUCUUCACCUUUGCACAGGCUGCCAACUUUGAGAUCAGGAACAAUUGCCCAUACACAGUCUGGGCAGCCGCUUCACCAGGUGGUGGGAGGCAGCUCAACCGUGGUGAGGUCUGGACCAUCACUGUCCCUGCCGGCACAAAAGGUGGCCGUGUUUGGGGCCGAACUAACUGCAACUUCGAUGGUAGUGGCCGAGGAAGGUGCCGAACAGGUGACUGUAAUGGGCUUCUACAGUGCCAAGGCUAUGGUUCACCACCAAACACCCUAGCCGAAUACGGGCUAAAUGGUUACAAUAACAUGGAUUUCUAUGACAUUUCGCUCGUGGACGGAUUUAACAUCCCCAUGGAGUUCACUCCAACAAACGGUGGCUGUCAUGACAUUAGAUGUACAGCUGAUAUCAACGGCCAAUGUCCGGCGGAAUUGCGGGCUCCGGGAGGUUGUAACAACCCAUGUACGGUGUUCAAGACGGAUCAAUACUGUUGCAACUCUGGGAGCUGUGGGCCGACCAAUUGCUCCAGGUUCUUCAAGGAUAGGUGCCCAGAUGCGUACAGUUACCCUAAGGAUGAUGCCACAAGCACGUUUACUUGUAGUGGUAACAGCAAUUACAGGGUUGUUUUUUGCCCAUGAUGAGGCUUUGCUUCUCUUGUUUACGUGUGAAAAGAUCUUUUGAGUUGCAUGUCCCUAAAUAAAACUGCAAAUGUCAUGUGUUCUGUUUUGGUAA